Aspergillus steynii IBT 23096 is the source of this 1430-nucleotide messenger RNA. RefSeq names its product putative protein kinase. The coding region runs from base 1 to 1254 and encodes 417 amino acids. The record is from RefSeq and is a predicted model, not a curated record. The transcript is spliced from 6 exons. NCBI's taxonomy places the organism in Eukaryota, Fungi, Ascomycota, Eurotiomycetes, Eurotiales, Aspergillaceae. Gene Ontology annotation, molecular function: protein kinase activity; ATP binding. Gene Ontology annotation, biological process: protein phosphorylation.
AUGAUCUUUCGACUAAGCCCUUGGAGAAUUGUCUUUGACAAAAGACCACCAUCCCGUUUAACAAGGGCCUUUAGUAGCCCGUACACCACUCUACCCCUGAACAUUCCCGUCGAGGAAGAGACUCUCCCGCAUUACAGGCCUGAGGAGUACUACCCAGUGAAUAUCGGAGACGUAUAUCAGGCCAGGUACCAGAUCACGGGGAAACUUGGCUAUGGGGCAUAUUCAACAAGCUGGCUAUGCCGGGAUCUUCAGAAUGACAAGUACAAAGUCUUGAAGAUGACCAAAUCGCUGCCAAAACACCCAACGGAAACCGAUCGCGAGUUAAGGAUCUACGAGCACCUGGCAAGGGUUAAGUCCACAAAUCCAGGUCAGUCGCUGAUUCGCGAACUCUACGACUCCUUUGAUGUUGAAGGACCUGUUGGAAAGCAUCGUUGUCUUAUUCUGCAACCCAUGGAUAUAACCCUUCUUGACAUGAUGAGUCUCAAGAAAAGACCUUUUGAUCUGCCCCUGCUCAAGAUGACGACCCAGCGACUCUUGAUGGCUCUGGACUUCUUGCACACUGAUGCCAACGUAACGCACGCUGACAUUAAAAUGGACAGUUUAAUGCUGAGCCUGGAGGACAGCACUAUGCUGGCUGACUUUGCAGAAGCAGAGGUCAGAGAUCCAAGUCCUCGGAAGAAGGUCGAUUCCUCUCGUACCAUCUACAAGAGUCGGCGAUUUCGUCCACCUGGUGAAGGCAGGUACGGAUUACCGAUACUAUGUGAUUUUGGCGAGGCACGAAUUGGAAAGAUCCAUGAAUCUUGCCCCUUCGUCCAGCCUCAUGUUUACCGGGCCCCCGAGGUUAUAUUUGAGAUGCCGUGGGGAAGUGCGAUUGAUAUUUGGAAUCUAGCGUGUCUGAUAUGGGAUGUCUUUGAGGGGGACCAUUUGUUCGCAGAUAUCUUUGAUUCCAGGGGCGGUCAUGACCCAUUUAAACAUCUGGCGCUCAUGGUGGCCUUGAUUGGACCGCCACCGAGCGAAUUCGUCAAACGGAGUGAGACGACGGAACAGUGCUUUGAUUCGAGCGGUAGGCCCCUCGACUGGGUUGCUCACGAGGAGGCAGCGAUCCCGUCUAUUUCACUGGAGGAUCGAGAAGAUCGUUUGACUGGAGAGGAGAAGGAAUUGUUUCUUCAAUUCAUUCGGUCAAUGCUCAAGUGGCUACCGGAAGAUCGCAAGACACCAAGGCUGCUGCUCGAAGACCCUUGGUUGCAUGAAUGAUUAAUCCGUGGUCCCUUCUGAACAGUCACCUUUCUGCAGCCAGCAUGGCUACCAUCAUCCGCUGCCUCGACUCUGUUAGGAACGAAGAGGCUAAUCUUUAUCUGAACUUGACCGUGACAGGACCGAGCCUGGCAAUAAGCAAGUCGAGACCUCAAACUUCCGCUGCAAAGCAAGAG